Molecule: messenger RNA, 4375 nt
Organism: Porites evermanni
Lineage: Eukaryota; Metazoa; Cnidaria; Anthozoa; Scleractinia; Poritidae
Source: the annotation of a GenBank genome assembly
AUGACUCAACUGGAACGUUUCUUUGGCUGGUUUGGCGAAGGAAUCGCAAAGCACCCGCUAAUUAUCAUCUCAAUAUGUCUCGUAUUUGUAAGUGUAUGUUCAGUGGGUUUUGUCUGGUUCAAAGCAAAAAACAGAGGAGUAGAUCUAUAUAUUCCUCAAGGUAGUCGUUCUAUGGAGGAUCUAGACAGGGCCGAUAAAUACUUCCGAUUAAAAGCUCGUGAGGAAAUCGUCCUUUUAACGGCGUCUCCUGAUCAUCUGAAUGUCCUAGCUCCUGAUUGUCUGCGGGAGGCUUUCAAGGCACAUCGUGCAGUUAUGGAGUUAGAAUCAUACUCUCAAUUCUGUGUCACGCUGUCAGGAGACCAAGCAAAGACACAGGUCGACUGCAUGAUAAUUAACCCGCUGGAAUUUUUACAGUUUAAUGAGAGCAACCUCGAUAACAAAACCCUGGAUGAGAUUCUAGGGAAAAUAACAAAAGCUUAUGACAGCUCAAGCCCUUUGACGCGAAAUGGCCGGACCUUCUCUUACAACUUUAAACGCACUUUUGGUGGCACCACGCCACCGGACAUAACCAUCAAAAAAGCCACAGCACUGCAAAUGGUGUAUCUAAUGAAUGACUUCAGCGACCAGAAAGAAAUUGAUAAAGUUCUGGAGUGAGAGAAGAAGUUCAUCGACAAACUGGAGUCGUUAGACGGUACUUUUUCCUGUUGUAAAGUCCAUUACUCAAGUGAGAGAAGCCAGGACGAUGCUAUUGCUGAAAGCAGUGGCUCUGACAUCACUCUGGUGUCAAUCACUUUUACGCUAAUGAUCACAUUUGCUUGCGUCAUGCUCGGCAAGUUCCUGAAUCCGCUGACCGGUCACUCGUUGCUCGCUAACACAGGAGUGUUUGCUGUGGCCCUUGGAAUGCUAUCCGCGUUUGGCCUUGCCAUGUGGUGUCGCGUUCCUUUCGUCAGUUUCAUGGGCGUGUUGCCGUUUUUGGUUCUUGGGAUUGGAAUCGAUGACAUGUUCAUUCUAGUAGAUGAACUUGAUCGACAACCACGGGACAUGUCAGUAACAGAAAAGAUUAAGGCUGUGAUGUCGCAUUCAGGAGCCACUGUUACCAUGACAACUAUGACUGAUCUUGUGGCAUUCGCUGUUAGUACGUCCUCCUCGUUUCCAGCGAUAAGGUAAGGGUAAUAACUUUAAACCUAUAUACGGAACUAAUUUAAUGCAAUCAAUCCCCGUUAAUAUAAACACUGAGGGGAGCAUAGAAAGUACCCGUAUUGAAGGGUUGUCCGUAUUAAGCGGGUUGAAUUUGGAGAAAAUGUGAGGGCUUUCUUUCCCCAGGGACAAAGCAAACUGUUCGUAGUAAUGAGGUGUUCAUAUUAAGCGGGGUUCGACUGUUGCUGCAACUAUAUAAAGACAGAGAUGGGCUCGUAAUGAAGAAAAUAAAGACAGUGAUUACCAUGAAAUUUUUAGACAAGUGAAGUAUGUUUGGAGAAUGUAAAUAUUACUUAUUUUCAAUAUAAAAACACUUCUUUUCAGCUCUCUUUUAGUAAUGCUUGUUCAUCCCCAUUAUAUUUUUGUAUGUUUUAACAACCAACGUUCAGAUCCGCUUGUCAUGCAUUCUUAAGGACGGCGAAAAAAAUUGCUUGGCACAGCUGACUUACAUAUCUCCCAUUUUUGUUAAAAAGCACGCUAACUGUGCGUAUGUUUUGUCAGGUAUUUCUGUAUCUAUGCGGCUCUAACAGUGACAUUCUCCUACCUAAUGAUCAUCACCUAUUUCGUGGCCAUCAUGACAAACGACGUAAAGAGAAUAAAAUCAGGUCGUCGAGACUGCUUACCAUACUGCCGAGCACCUCAGCCAAAGGAGGGCGCCCCAGUCUGGGACGAACCGAUCCCACAGUUAUCAAAUCGCGCUUUGGAGACCUGGGGCAGGUUUUUGACCCAUCCGGCCACCAAAGUAGUUGUUAUAAUUCUGUCACUAGGGUUACUUGGUGCCGGAAUAUACGGCGUUACAAGAGUAGAGGAAAAAUUCGACAGAAGAAUCCUGGCGAAGGAUGAUUCUUACCUGAAAAGAUUUCUGACUGCUCAAGAAAAACAUUUUGAACUUGCAAUCGAAGUCAGCAUUGUAGAAACUGGAAAAGUAAGCUAUGAGAAAUUUUCCACCCAGCAAGCUAUCAGAAACCUAACGAGUAUUGUCGAAAGCAACGAACAUUAUUUAGCUGGUGCUUUGUCGUGGAUGGAUCACUUUUCAUUAUUUGCUAACAGGACUGGCAUUAGCACUACCGGUUCAGCAUUUUUGCCUGCUUUGAAAGUCUUCCUCAAUCAAACAGAAUUUUCAUUCUUCGCUCAAGAUCUGAAGUUUUCUGAUAAUGGCUCUGCGCUAGAAGCUUCGCGCAUUAUUUGCUUUAUGAAAGGUAACGAUGAAUCUACAUUCCAGAAAAAUGCCAUGCAAACACUUCGCGAAGAUCUAGAAACAAAGUCCAAACUCAGCGCCUUCCCCAUUACACGUUUGUUUAUUUUCUUCGAACAGUAUGUUAUUACAUCGCGUGAAACUAUACGGAACCUCAUAAUCGCUGCCAUUACAGUCUUUGUCAUCACCAGUCCCUUCUUGGUAGACUGCACAGUGGCAAUCCUCGUGUUGUUCAACUUUGCAGCCUUGAUAUGCGAACUGUUUGGUUUAAUGGUUAUUUGGAAUGUGACGCUCAACGCUGUGUCCAUGAUAAAUCUUGUCAUGGCUAUUGGUUUUGCAGUUGAUUACAGCGCACACAUUGCGCAUGCAUACGUUGUGUCCAACAAGUUAUCUGCAAAUGAGCGAGUGGUAGAUGCUCUGAGUACUGUGGGAGCGAGUGUGCUCAUGGGUGGUAAGUCAACCUCAUUAAUCUUACAAAAAAAAAAUCACAUUUUGAGAUCUUAUCUCAACCAAGAUGAUUAGCCGCACUACAAACAAAAUAGUGGUACAACCAGGUUUACAGUGGAAAAUGCUUGGAUCUAUAUUUUGGCGGGUUAUUAUUCAUUUAAAUAUUGUACGACGAACUAAGGUAAUGUAAUGAUGCAAUAGAACCUGUGAACAGGCGAAAAAAACGGAAACAUCUUUUCACUUCCCUAAAGGCUUUUUAGCGAUCUUUUUACAUCACCGUUUGGUAGACUUUUGCCAAACCUCUUAUGACGCAAUUUGAAAGUAAUGAACAGUGAGAAUUAAUGAGUUAUGCAUGCUCUUAAUAUGAGUGUGAGUUUGAGACAGACCAACGCACUGUGUGGGUGAUUUAUGUCCCACAGAACUUAUUAUCAUAUGUGUAACGGUUCUGAGAAAAGGCUUCUCGUAUAUCGUCCUUAUCCGAGAAGACUAGAACGUUUAACCGUUUGCAGAUUUUUUUACGAAGGCAGUACUGUAUAUUAAGUCUCUCGCUCAGUGUUAGUCCCCAGUUCCCUCUCAGCUCACUUACUACGCAAUAAUAUCUUUCUCACGCAAAAUGCCAAUAAAUGGAUCAAAUGAACAUGAGUGACAGCAAUAAAUGGUCCCUUUCCUAUGCUCUAACUGCAGAGUUAUCUUGUUUUUUCGUUUCUUUUAGGUUUCAGUACAUUCCUGGGAAUGAUCGUAUUAGCAUUUGCUGCGUCCGAGAUAUUCCGAAUCUUUUUCCGAAUGUUCCUUGGAAUCGUAGGGUUUGGCCUUAUUCAUGGUUUGUGCAUUAUGCCUGUUUAUAUGUCCUUGCUGUGUUGCAAGUCUGAAAUUACCACAUCUAUCUCAGUCAGAGUUAGAGUAGAAAGACAGAGCAGCUUUAACAAGAGAGAUGAAAGUAGCAACGAUUUAAAGCUGGCAGACACCGGAAAUAAAUACCCGGAUCUAGGAGCCGAUAACCCUUCUUUGCAGUGGGCUGAAGAAGAAAACGUCAAAGACGCUGUUAAUGAUUACGAGAAACAGGAAGAUGAUGGGAUAGAUUACGACCAAUAUAUAGUAAACGUUUUCAAAGAAAUUCAUAACGAAGGCUUGGAGACUGACGACGAAAAGCCAGAUGCCUCAACAGGACUAACAGGAGAAGAAAAUAAGCAAAGUCUGAGCGUCCAGAUGCCUGAUGCUGAGAAAAACGCCGAAAUUCAUAACGAAGGCUUAGAGACUGACGACGAAAAGCCGGAUGUCUCGACAGGACUAACAGGAGAAGAAAAUAAGCAAAGUCUGAGCAUCCAGAAGCCUGAUGGUGAGAAAAACGCCGGAAUUCAUAACGAAGGCUUGGAGACUGGCGACGAAAAGCCACAUGUAUCGACGGGACUAACAGGAGAAGAAAGUAAGCAAAGCCUGAGCAGCGAGAAGCCUGAUGGUAAGAAAAACGUCGGAACUAUCGAGACUACACAGGCUUCAGAAAGAAGCGACAUCUUAGCUGAUGUAACAAAAUUAUAA